Molecule: messenger RNA, 614 nt
Organism: Acanthoscelides obtectus
Lineage: Eukaryota; Metazoa; Arthropoda; Insecta; Coleoptera; Chrysomelidae
Source: the annotation of a GenBank genome assembly
UAAAGGCGCGUACUGACUUGAGCAAAUUUGCGCGCACGAACGCUGUGCGCGCAAAUUUGCUCAAGUCAAUACCACCCAAAAAUGUUGUGUGCGUAAGCGCGUUCCCGCACUAAUACUUUCCGUCGCUUGUCGGUACAUCAAAGGAAACGUGUGCUCAGUGUGGACGGUGUUUUUGUAGGAACGGUUGUUCGCGCACAAUCUUUUAUAAAAUAUGGAGUGGGAAAAUGAAAAGGCCCUCCAAUUAAUAGAUGAAUAUGAAAAAUAUCCGAUUUUAUGGAAUGCCAAACAUCCAGAGCACUAUUCAAGAAAGAAAAAAGCAGAUGCGUGGGAACGUAUUGCGUAUAACUUAAAAGUAGAAGAGCAUGAAGCGAAACAGAAAGGGUCAUUUCGUAGAGAAAAGGCAAAAGGAACAAAAAGUAUUGGGACAGGCAAAGGUCGGCAAGAUGUGUAUGUAUCGAAAUGGUAUGCAUUUAAAAGAAUGCAUUACUUACUUGACAAAGAUGAACCAAGAGAAACAAUUGAUACAGAGACAGAAUGCGUUAUUGAUGACGUACAGAAUUUUGGGGAAAAAGGUCUCGGACCGUUUGAUAGUUCUCCCCAAAAUUCUAAUUUAG